This is a messenger RNA of Dendrobium catenatum, 995 nucleotides long. Its product is annotated as protein TIFY 10a-like. Gene Ontology annotation, cellular component: nucleus. Bases 90 to 842 code for a protein of 250 amino acids. NCBI's taxonomy places the organism in Eukaryota, Viridiplantae, Streptophyta, Magnoliopsida, Asparagales, Orchidaceae. Gene Ontology annotation, biological process: regulation of defense response; regulation of jasmonic acid mediated signaling pathway; response to wounding. The transcript is spliced from 5 exons. The record is from RefSeq and is a predicted model, not a curated record.
AGUGAAAGAGGACGACAGAGAAAUAAGAAGAGACCGAUCAGGAUCUGGAAUUUGAAUUUUUGAGCUAAGCUGCUCGGCCUGCGACGACCAUGGAAAUGACAAAGAGGCCGGAGAAAUCGAGCUUCGCGCUCACCUGCAGCCUCUUGAGCCAGUACAUCAAGGAGAAGGGAAACUUCGCUGAUCUAGGGUUCAGCAUGCCCUCUCGCGCUCUUGAUUCGUCUUCUUUAGGGAAACCUGAAACGUACCGUCCGCCGACGACCAUGAGCUUGCUUCCCGGUGUGGACGUCUCCGGAGACGACCGGGAGGGUAAGGAGGAUUCGUCGCCUCCGAACGCUACGGGAUCCGUGGAGUUCUUCCUCCAACACGGAGGUUUCAGCCCGACCUCGCCGGCGGCGGAGGCCAAGGAACCGGAGAAAGCUCAGCUCACAAUGUUCUACGGCGGGAAGGUGGUUGUGUUCGACAAUUUCCCGGCCGAGAAGGCCAAGGAACUGAUGCAGAUUGCAAGUAAAGGGCAGAACUUUACUUCUGGGACCGCAACUGCCGUGUAUCCCUCGGUGCCUGUGGCGGACGUCCAAAAUUUCUCGGCGCCGGCCAUUCCUCCGGUGAAAUUCUACGCCGGAGCUCAGCCCAACUUCUCUGAUCUCCCUAUUGCGAGGAAGGUAUCAAUCCACCGUUUCCUGCAGAAGAGAAAUGAUAGGAUUAGCGCAAAGGCGCCUUACCAGCUGAACAGCAGAAAUGAUUCAAAGGAUUUUGUAAAUGUAGAGGAAGAGAUCAGCCAGCCAUGGUUGGGCUUGGGGCCGCGUAUAUCGAAGGCUGACUUAAGCCCCAACUGCAGACGCUAACUUAGCAAGCUUUGUAAUCAAAUAGACAGCUGAGAAGCAUUUGUAAUUGAACUUAGUAGGAUGUGCUAUCACUAAAUCCAAGGUUCACUAUGUUCUGUUCAUAUCAGAAUAUUAUGAUUUUGUUUAUUAAUUAGAAAGUUAAAUUAUUAUUGU